Triplophysa dalaica is the source of this 4760-nucleotide messenger RNA. It is a transcript of the gene glceb, whose product is annotated as glucuronic acid epimerase b. Gene Ontology annotation, molecular function: heparosan-N-sulfate-glucuronate 5-epimerase activity. The transcript is spliced from 5 exons. Gene Ontology annotation, biological process: heparan sulfate proteoglycan biosynthetic process. Gene Ontology annotation, cellular component: Golgi apparatus. NCBI's taxonomy places the organism in Eukaryota, Metazoa, Chordata, Actinopteri, Cypriniformes, Nemacheilidae. The coding region runs from base 255 to 2009 and encodes 584 amino acids. The record is from RefSeq and is a predicted model, not a curated record.
GCUGUAACAGGCUGAGAGUGGCUGACUGACUGUCACAAGACCCACGUCUCUCUCAGCAGUGCAAUUUGCGUCUGGUGUUUACGUUACCUUUGAACUUUUUAAAGGUCCGACGAACAGUGCCUUUGAAAGGUAUGACGGACUACUCUGAAAAGGAAAGCAUUUAAUGAAACUGUGCAGGGGACCUAAACUAUGGCAUAGAGCGUAAUGACGGCACAGUCAUACAUUCUCCAGUGAAUGGAGCUGGGUAAGCAGCGAUGAUGCGUUGUCUAGCAGCCCGGGUUCACUACAAAACCCUGAUAGUGAUCUGCGCUCUCCUCUCCCUGCUCACGGUUCUUCUGUGGAACAAAUGCACGAGCGAGAAGGCUCUUCGCUUCCUACCUCGGCACCCCCAGCCACCUCCCAGCCCUAAAAUAGACAGCCAUCCACAGCAGCCCCCUGAACCUCCACCUGUGGUGGGCGGAGUACGCUAUGAAGAGAUUGACUGCCUGAUCAAUGAUGAUGUCACCAUUAAAGGCCGGCGAGAAGGCACAGAGGUGUACCUGCCCUUCAGCUGGAUGGAGAAGUACUUUGAGGUGUACGGGAAGGUGCUACAGUACGAUGGCUACGAUCGAUUCGAGUUUUCGCACAGUUACUCCAAAGUAUACGCCCAGAGAGAGCCUUACCACCCCAGUGGAGUCUUUAUGUCCUUCGAAGGGUAUAACGUGGAGGUGCGGGAAAGAGUCAAGUGCAUCAGUGGUGUGGAAGGAGUACCUUUAUCUACCCAGUGGGGCCCUCAAGGGUAUUUCUAUGCCAUUCAGAUAGCUCAGUUUGGCCUGAGCCAUUACAGCAAGAACCUGACGGAGAGGCCGCCACAUGUGGAGGUGUAUGACACAGCGGAGGAGAGAGACAGCAGGUAUAGCACGUGGAGCAUCCCUAAGGGCUGCUCUCUCACCAGAGUCUACGACAAGACCAGAGCCACAUCAGUGCGACAGUUCAUUACUGCAGAAAACUCUGAGGGAAUCUCACUUUCUCUUGGCAACACAAAAGAUUUCAUAAUCUCUUUCGACCUGAAGUUCACAUCUAAUGGUAGCAUCUCUGUUGUCUUGGAGACCACAGAAAAAGGGCCUCCAUUUGUUAUCCACUAUGUCACUACAACUCAGCUCAUUUCCUUCAAGGAUCGUGACAUCACCUAUGGAAUCGGCCCUCGGACUGCUUGGACCACGGUCACCCGUGACCUUCUCACAGACCUCCGCAAAGGCAUUGGGCUGUCCAACACUAAAGCGGUGAAAGCCACCAAGACCAUGCCUCGCCGUGUUGUAAAGAUAGUGUUACACGGCCACGGCUCAGUAGAUAAUAUCACAAUCUCCACCAGUGCACAUAUGGCUGCGUUUUUUGCCUCCAGUGAUUGGCUGGUGCGCAAUCAGGACGAGCGUGGCGGUUGGCCCAUCAUCGUAACGCGUAAACUCGGGGAGGGUUUCCAUGCUCUGGAGCCUGGUUGGUAUUCUGCUAUGGCACAAGGGCAGGCUAUUUCUACCCUGGUGCGCGCCUAUCUGAUGACAAAAGACGACACUUACCUGAAGUCUGCGUUGCGUGCCACCGGACCUUUCAAACUGCCCUCGGAGCAGCACGGAGUGAAAGCUGUUUUUAUGAGUAAAUAUGACUGGUAUGAGGAGUAUCCCACAAUUCCCAGCUCUUUUGUCCUGAAUGGGUUCAUCUAUUCCCUCAUAGGCCUGUACGACCUGGCACAAACAGCGGGGGAGAAACUUGGAAGGGAUGCCGGCCAGCUGUACAGCAAGGGGAUGGAGUCCCUCAAGGUUAUGCUGCCCCUGUACGAUACGGGGUCGGGCACAAUCUAUGAUCUGCGCCACUUUAUGCUGGGCACCGCGCCCAACCUGGCUCGCUGGGACUACCAUACAACGCACAUCAACCAGCUCCAGCUGCUGGGUUCUGUUGACAACUCGCCCAUCUUUAGGGACUUCAUCAAGCGCUGGAAAAGCUACCUGAAAGGAGGGAGGGCCAAGCACAACUAAAGCUGAGCACAGAGCCCUUUCAAUCUCUUCAGGCUUUCAAAUCCUCUUCCUGUCUGCCACCGCAAGGGCCAGAGGAGGCUAAGUGUAAGACUGCUAGCCACAGUCUGCAAAGGGGAAAAUGACCGAACAGUCUGGAAGCCCUCAGAUGUUCUGUUUGAGACGGUAAUUGCUGUGCUUCUUGUGUGUAUGCUGAGGUUUUAAUUAGAAACAAACGCAGCUGCUUGCAGCAUAUGUCUGGAUGAGGAUGGAGGGCUUUGGUGUUUAAUAUUUAAAGCUCAAGAUCUGCAGGUUUCUUUGAGAAAUGUGUCUGCUGAGAUUUGCCACAUUUGGGCACGCCUCAGUUGUGAAGAGGCGAGCACAAAUUCAGCUUUCAGAAACUUCUUGCAAAGUAAAGCUUGGAACCUAAUUAAUCUCCAGAUAGACGAAAUACACCGUUGAGUGAUUGUAGAGAAAUCAACAUUAGCCGCAAUAGAUAUUUGAUAAGAUGUUGUUAGUUAAUGAUCAGAGGAAUGCAUAUAAGCUACAGGGAAAAUGUUGAAGAUGUCCACAAGUGUAGCAUCGUUAGGUUUCAGAAAUCAGGUAGGUUUCCUCCGUCAAGUUGACAUUUGGAGGAACACACGACACCUCAUGUUCAACCCACACUCUGAUUCACCGUCCAGUGUCCAGUCUCUACAAUGUUUCACAUAUGUGGACCGUCACUAAUGUGGCCCAGUCUAUACUGUAGGGCAUUUGAUUGGUGUUUGCAGCAAUUGAUUUUUUUGUUAUAAGGAUGAACAUUCUGACACCCUACUAGACUGAUAAAGCAUGGUGUUGAGCAGAAACUUUUUCUUUUAUUGUUGGGUAUGAUGUUCAAACCUCAUGGUCGUGCACUUUAAUUGUGUGGCAUGCAUGUGUGUGUGGUGAGGAUGCCUUUAUAGAACUACUUGUGAGGAAUUAGCAUUUCACUUAUGACAUCGAUUCAGUAUUCUUUAUUACCUUAAUGAACAGUUUAUGAAGGAACUUUUUUGCUGAUUCCAGUGCUUUUGUAGCUAAAUCCAUUACAUUUCUUCCCCCCCCAUUCAUGUAUAUUUUUAUGACUGUUUCUAUUCUAAAGCAACGUUUAGCUUUGUUAAAGUCAAACACCAAAUUGGCAUUAUGUAGUGCAAAAUAAGGGGAAUAUAGAAUACUUUCUGUUAAAUAACUAAAUCUUCCAAAAAUGAAAAGUUUUUCGUGGAUUUAAAAAAUAAAACUAUGAUGACCCCUAAAUUAUUUCCUUAUUUAAUACCAAUACCAUCUAUCUGGUUUUCAACAAAUAUCUAUCAACAUCAACGAAUUCAUUGAAACGGCUUCCCAACUACUGCAGCCAAGUGUCCAAGUCUGGAGGACAAAACAUUUUUCUCAUUUUUCUCAUGUUUUAGUAAUGCUGUUUUGAUGUUUCAGAGGAUCCAGCCUCUGGACCUCAGGAGUUAAACCUCCACCUGUCUAAAGUCUGUUUAUCCUAAUCUCACCUGACCCCAAAAACUGGUUUGGAGAUAUUAUCCCAUUAUCUGGCAACCUGCUGCUCAGAAUCCUCUCAAACAGAUGUUCCCAUUCCAACGUGGGCAUUUGGCUUUAGAUUCUGUUCAGAAAAUAAAUGGCAAGCAGACCGUAAAGAAAAAUAUGACAUUUAUAAAUGUCUGACAUCAAAGCUUCUGGUUUGUUGAUGUUUGUUUGGCAGAGACAGCAUAUAGAUGCUCGUUUCAUUCUCUUGAGGCAUACGUCUGUGUUAACCCAUGUUCCCUUGAAAAAUCUUUUGUUUUCCCAUGAAAAUCAGGUUGCUAGUCUUACAGACACUGAUCUCACAAAUAAUACUAUGCACAUCUCAUACUUGUCAAUUAAUGGGUGGAUAAAAAUGCAUUAUAAGGGACAAUGGUGUUACCAUGAGUGAGCCCACUUUUUAUUUAUACCAAAGUCUUCACAUUUGUUUUUAUCUGAAACUUUUGUUUGUUUAUUAUUAAAAAUGAAAGACCAUAAAGCAUGUCGUUCUUUUUUCUUUUAAGUUUGGAAAGUCGGGUUUGAGGAUUGUUGUAGGAGUGCUACAGUAUAUAUGCCUUCCUCUGAAGAAAUGCCUUUUUGAUAGGGUUUUAUUUUUUUGUUCAGUCUAGAUUCCUAUAAUAUGGAGUGUGUAGCGAAUGAAACAGAGAAUAUUAUUAAUCACCGCUGUCAAUGGGAAUGUGUGCAACUCUUGAUGUCGAACUAACGCUCAGUGCAACAUGUAUUAAAGGGGAAAAGAGAGAGCUGGAACAGCGUAUCUGUUCUUUGAAUCCUUGUUUCGAACCAGCCUCCUUUUGACAUGGGUUUCAACAAACCUUGUCGUUUGCAUUCGAAUGAAUUCCUUGGAGUUAACAACAUAUAAGCACAACGGUAGUAAGUUUUAGUUCAUUUAUUCUCAUCUUUUUAAUGGAAACAUAUUUCGUGUUCUGGACAAUGUGCAAAUCCUUCCUCUGAAAGCAGUUUUGAAUGAUGAAACUGUUGUGGUUGAUAUUUUUCUGUGAUCUUCUUUUUUUUUGUUUACUGUAUUUUACAUUCAUGGUUUAUGAAUUGACAUGCAAGGCGUGUUUCAUGCGUAUGCAAUAAAUGGUUGAACUGGAUCGCUGCACACCCAGAGGUUGUACAGACUUCGCAAAGGAAGCACAAAGUGCACAUGCGAUCGUUUUAUGCAGGACAAAUGUUUAUUAAAGUCUUUGUGAUUUAAAUUGCUUUUUUAAAGUUGUAUAAAUAAAGGCAUUUGUU